ACCAUAGCAACCGCCAUGGCAACUGCAGACUGCAGAAAGCAGCAUGGCGCUCCGCAUACUUGCAUCCUACUAGCGUUCCCUAUCUGUCGUCUAGAUUAAUGAAACAUGGUCGUACACAUUUACGACCUACCAAACGAACUUGUCCUGAAAAUACUUGGAUUUUUGGACGGGGCAUCAAUUGCUCGAUGUUCUUCGGUCUGCAAACGUUGGAACAGCGUGACAUCUUUGAUUCUAAAAUGCAACGAAGCCUGGCACUUCAUGUGCAGAGAAGAAAUAGAACCGAGUGUUGUCGUUGAACUGGUAAAGGGUGCAAAACGGAGAUGCCAAAGUGCACCCAGCAAGAGAAACAUUCUGGAAGAAGUACAGUGGUUACAUGUUUACAAAUGGUGGUACGGUACAGCGUCCGUCGGCUUGCAGAAACACGUCCUCAAAUGUUUCGACAUCGAAGGCCAAAGCAACAUCAACUGUGUUAACAUAUCAGGUUCUGGGAUUGUGACGGGACACACCGAUGGAACGGUGGUAAUACGUAAUGUCUACGGCGACUGGCGUGCCGUCACGGAACACGGUGCACCCAUUACGAGCAUCGCCUUCAUAGACGUUGCGGGAAGAGGUCCGUAUGUCGAUGACUUAGCUACCUGCGAUCACCAUCAUGUGGUCACUUCAUCGCAAGAUAAUUCCAUUCGCAUCACUUCGCUCUGCCACAAAUCCGAAACCACGAAAGAAUACUUUGGCACCGCCGUACUAGACGUGAAAGUGUCAGCGGAUCUCCUGGCAGUAUCGUUACGACUGAACGUCCUGAUCCUGUACAAGAUAAAUCUUCACGAGGGCACGACAGGCGAUAAAGUGUCGCUCACGAGGCUGUGGUCGAAUUCGUUUGCGUCAAUGGGCCAAGUUUGGAUGGGGUUUUACAGCAACACAAUACAUAUUAUGGGCAUAAACAACAAAGUGCGAAAAAUAGAUGUUGGCAGCCGUGCAGAAAGUGUCAGGGGAGUUUUUUUCCACAAGUCGCCUGACUGUGACCCAUUCACGUGUCCCGUGUAUCCGACAAGUGUCGCCAUCAACAGAGGCAACAUAUUCAUUAUGACUACAGCAUCUCAGGACCUGUGCAUCAGCGUUGAUGGCCGACAUUUCAUCUGCUACGAAGCGGGCCUUCAGAUUGGUCAUGUGACAGCAGUCGCACUGAGUGGCGCGCUGCUAGCUGUGGGACUGUCCCACGGAGUUCUGAACCUGUACCAUGUGGCAUCUGCAUCCCGUCUGACACAACUCGACCUGAGUGCUCCGCGUUGGACGAAAACGCUCGCGAACGACGCUCUGACUUCUGUCUGCAUCUCUCAUGGUUGCUAUGGUGCUCCCCUGGUGGUUGCCUGUACAUUACGCGAAGUGUUUGUGCUGCGGUGGGAACAUUAGUGGCUAGUGUUAUGGACAACAUAGUCAAUAUGGUGUAGUGAGAACACAAGGACUGCGGACUGCAAACAGAAUUCCGUCCACAACCUGCAUAUCGCGCAGAAUAAGUGCUGCCCAUUGUUGUUGGUACAACCUGCCAAAUGUUUGCUGUCCAUUGAAAUUGACAAAAGCUAACGGCAAAUAAAUAAAUAAAAUUAAA
Messenger RNA from Ornithodoros turicata, 1603 nucleotides. RefSeq lists its product as uncharacterized. The record is from RefSeq and is a predicted model, not a curated record. Bases 106 to 1407 code for a protein of 433 amino acids. Gene Ontology annotation, molecular function: protein binding. The transcript is spliced from 8 exons. NCBI's taxonomy places the organism in Eukaryota, Metazoa, Arthropoda, Arachnida, Ixodida, Argasidae.